AUGAAUUCUGGAAAUAUUCCUUUGGCCGUUGCUGAUCCCGAGAUGUGGCAGUUGAUCAGGAAAGAGAAGGAGAGACAAAAAAGAGGCCUAGAGUUAAUUGCAUCUGAGUCUGAUCUUGAUUAUGAAUCAAGAAUCAACUCUUCUGUAUUUCCAUCUCUUCAGGGUGGACCACAUAAUCAUGCAAUCGCUGGUGUAGCUGUCGCUUUGAAAGAGGCCACAUCAAAUGAAUUCCGAGCUUAUUGUGAACAAGUCUUGAAAAACGCCAAAGCUUUUGCCGAUGCGUUAGUGGCCAAGGGAUAUUCAUUGGUCUCUGGUGGAACCGAUAAUCAUCUUUUACUAUUGAAUUUACGAGAUAAAGGACUUGACGGUGCAAGAUUAGAGGCUCUUCUCAACCAUUGUGACAUAAUUGGUAAUAAAAACACUUGUCCUGGCGACAAAUCCGCUCUAUUUCCUGGUGGAAUCCGACUUGGUGCUCCCGCUUUGACUACUCGAAACUUUGUGGAAUCAGAUUUUACCAAAGUGGCCGAUUUUAUCGAUGAAGGUGUUCAGUUGUCUCUCAAAGUUAAAGCUUCAUGUGGUAAAACUGUCAAUGAUUUCAAGAAAUUCAUCACCACCGACGAGGAAACAAUUAAGCAAAUCGCUGACAUUAGAAGACGUGUAAACGAAUGGGCAAGCACAUUCCCAAUGCCUGGUUACGAUGAUCAUUAAUUGUUCACAAUUAACCUAUCAAAUAAGUGGCACCAUAACAAUCAUCAUCUAAAGGGAUCGGAAAAAUUUACAGAAUUGAGGUUAAUCAGAGAAAGUUUUUCACUAAUUAGUGCCAUUUAACUAACUAAUAUUUUAUUGAGCUUAUCACCAGUCAUACAAAAAUAUUAACAAUUAAACGAUGACAAAUUAUCAACUUUAAAUUGAUAAUAA
Panonychus citri (citrus red mite) is the source of this 918-nucleotide messenger RNA. RefSeq names its product serine hydroxymethyltransferase, mitochondrial-like. The record is from RefSeq and is a predicted model, not a curated record. The transcript is spliced from 3 exons. Gene Ontology annotation, biological process: L-serine catabolic process; regulation of oxidative phosphorylation; protein homotetramerization. The coding region runs from base 1 to 708 and encodes 235 amino acids. NCBI's taxonomy places the organism in Eukaryota, Metazoa, Arthropoda, Arachnida, Trombidiformes, Tetranychidae. Gene Ontology annotation, molecular function: cobalt ion binding; glycine hydroxymethyltransferase activity; protein homodimerization activity. Gene Ontology annotation, cellular component: nucleus; mitochondrial inner membrane; cytosol.